AUUUAUUCAUCAAAGACUGUUGAUUUGAACUAUGUAUUUUAAGACCGAUCCAGAACAAAGAUGCAAUGGAAGUCGAUACUGGUUGGUCUCGUCGUACACAGACUGACUUUCAGUUGUCUACUAUGGCUAGCAUUUGGACUGGGACCUAGCUGGGGGUUCAACUUCCCCCUAAAUUUGAACAAAUUACAACUUUUCAAUGAGGAUGAUGGGACAUCCUCAAGUGACAAUUCAUGGUCACAACGAAUACACGGCCAUGGAGACGCACAAAGCAGGACCUCUUGUGCCAAACUUGGUGAAGAAAAUUCACCAAAGAAGUCGUCUUACCUUAGCCUCUUUGAAGGGGACAGGGAUGAGUAUGACAGGAGAUAUAGCUCCUUCCCGGACACACUCAAGUUAAAGAUGAAAGGCAUGGCCAAAGACAUGUUCUUCUUUGGAUAUGACAACUACAUGAAAUAUGCCUUUCCCGAAGAUGAGCUGAAUCCCAUUGACUGUCAAGGGAGAGGUCCCGACGUUCUCAACCCGUCAAACAUCAACAUCAAUGAUGUCUUGGGAAACUAUUCAUUGACACUCAUUGACACUCUAGACACACUACUGGUGCUGGGGAAUGUGUCAGAGUUCCAUAGAGCUGUGAAGUUGGUGAUAGACACGGUAUCUUUCGACAAGGACUCCACUGUGCAAGUGUUUGAGGCUAACAUCAGGAUCCUGGGUAGUCUGAUCUCUGCUCACAUCCUCCUGACUGACCCGAAGCAUCCCUUCGGUGACGUGGGCCUGGACGAUUAUGACAAUGAGCUACUACACUUGGCCCACGACCUGGCAGUCCGCCUGCUGCCAGCCUUUGAGAACACCAGCACAGGCAUCCCCCACCCCAGGGUGAACCUGAAGAGUGGUGUCUCUCCAGACAGCAUCAAUGAGACUUGCACAUCUGGGGCUGGCUCCCUGCUGGUGGAGUUUGGCAUUCUGAGCCGUCUGAUUGGAGACUCCACGUUUGAGUGGGUGGCCAGACGGGCUGUCCGAGCCCUGUGGAACCUGAGGAGCAACGAGACAGGCUUGCUAGGGAACGUGGUGAACAUUCAAACGGGACAGUGGGUUGGCAUGCAAAGUGGCCUGGGAGCAGGGAUGGACUCCUUCUACGAGUACCUGCUGAAGUCUUACAUCCUGUUUGGAGAGAAAGAGGACUACUUGAUGUUCCAAGCUUCGUAUGAGAGCAUCCAGAACCACCUGAGAAUGGGGAGGGAGUCAUGUAAUGAGGGAGAAGGGGACCCUCCACUCUACGUCAAUGUGAACAUGUUCAACGGCCAGAUCAUGAACACCUGGAUCGACUCCCUGCAAGCCUUCUUCCCUGGCCUCCUGGUGUUGAAUGGUGAUGUUGAGGAGGCCAUUUGCAUGCAUGCCUUCUACUAUGCCAUCUGGAAGCGCUUCGGGGCCCUGCCGGAGAGGUACAACUGGCAGCUACAGGCGCCCGACGUGCUCUUCUACCCCCUGAGGCCAGAACUGGUGGAGUCCACCUAUCUCCUCUACCAGGCAACGAAAAAUCCUUUCUAUUUGCACGUAGGAAUGGAUAUCCUUGAGAGCCUGGAAAAAAAUGCCAAAGUCAGGUGUGGGUAUGCCACUCUUCACCACGUGGUGGACAAGUCCAAAGAGGGUCGCAUGGAGAGCUUCUUUCUCAGCGAGACCUGCAAAUACCUUUACCUGCUGUUUGAUGACGACAACCCCUUGCACAAAUCAGAGAACAAGUACAUCUUCACCACAGAGGGCCAUGUGGUGCCUAUUGACGCACGCUUCCGGGAGAAGCAGUGGAAUGACCUGUUCCCCUGUGAGGAGGGAGUGGUGACAGACCAGGAGUCCUCCAACGGGUCAUUUUCUAUCAACAAUAGCAAUUGUGACAGGGUCUCUGAGGAGCGGAGGUACUCCCUGCCUUUGAAGAGUGUGUACAUGAGACAGAUCGAUCACAUGGUGGGACUGUUCUGAGGAGAGAUCACUGCUGUGUCUGUCCUCAGGUUGUAGACUCACUCACUCAGGCACAGCUUGUUGUGUGAAGAGGACAGAGGGGAAUAGACCCUUAUCGUCUCACCUCACCCUGCUCCUCUACCGCUCUGCUGCUCAGGACCAAGGUGGACAAUACUCUCUAGGACCUUUUUAAAAUAGCAUUUAAUUUUUUUUUUGUGGUAUUGUUUUAUAAUAUGCAUCACUUAGCGUUCAGAAGGGGAAGCUUAUUUUGGAAAGGACAAUCUUUUUUUUUUUUUCUCCAAUAAAAGGUUUGCUGGAAUCCUGUUCCACAACAUUUUGAAUGUGACUCAUUGGGUGUUUGGUGUCAUUAUAACUGGGAUGUUUGGUGUCAUUAUAACUAGGUGUUCUGAACAUACCGCCGAUCUGUGAACUAUUAUUGGGUUGAGGGAACAGUGCCAUCCAGAUACCUGCUUAAUGUCCACAGCAUAAUUUUAAGUGCAUUACGCAAAAAAAUAGAUAUACAGGGUGACUAGUGCCUCACUAGGAUUGUCACAGUUAUGUUUUCAACUGAUAACUCUUCUGAAGCCUCAGCUUCUGAGGCAUCCUGUUAUCUUUUUUUAAUUCAGUAUUAUUCAGGUAUCUGAGGUGAAUGUGUGAUAUAUGCAUCUCUAUCAUGCAAUUGUCUUGCAAUAGGCAGGUGGAUGUAUGUCAUUUUAUGUGCCAUGACAGUGAUAUUUACAGUCACAUGAACCAUUGUGCCUUAGUCUUUUUGGCUCCUUGUUAAUGCAGACGUGACACCUUGUUAAUGCAGACGUGACACCUUGUUAAUGCAGACGUGACACCUUGUUAAUGCAGACGUGACUUAAUAUAAAAGCCAAGAUGGUUGUGAUAAAGUGAAAUAAGUUAAUAACUUCCAUUCUGUGACCAGUCUAGAAGGUGGAAAUCAUUCCUUUUUAGUACAAUAUUAUUGACACUUCCCGUGGGUUUAAACAAAGCCAUAAAGUGUGUAAUGUUUUUUUUAAGGUUGUGUAAGAGUAUCAUGUCUGUAUUGAACCAUUAGGAAUUUCUAUUCCUAGUAUUCAUAUUCAAGGAAGGGCUAUUCAUGCGGAUAUACACCGGUUGUGCUGCUUUGUUUGUUCAUUUUGCUGUAUAUUCCAAAGAGUUAGUACACAGCAGUACAGGAUGUGUAUGUGGACGACCUUGUGCAAAUGGUCCUCCCUUAGCACCAUUAAGUCAAGGGAAGGUUGCCUAACAGACUAUGUCAAGUACCAGUAUGUGGGGAGGAAACUCAGGGAUUCUUUUUUGUGAUUGUCUUCUUGACAUCUUGUUUUGCCUCCGUCUUGUGACAAUUCUCAAUUUUUUUUGUCUUAGAUAAUCUAAUCAGGACUUAACUUUCUUCUCUCAGGUCAUCUUGAGUUUUAACUAAGUGGGCUUUUGACCUCUACAAUACUGUUCAGACAAUGCUGUAAGAAUGGUUUUCUCUUAAUGUCAGAAAAAUCUAUAAAAAAAAAAUAGUGUGAAAUAAAUGCCAAGUACAGAACGUGA
This is a messenger RNA of Salmo salar (Atlantic salmon), 3492 nucleotides long. RefSeq names its product ER degradation enhancer, mannosidase alpha-like 1. Gene Ontology annotation, biological process: carbohydrate metabolic process; mannose trimming involved in glycoprotein ERAD pathway; endoplasmic reticulum mannose trimming. Gene Ontology annotation, molecular function: calcium ion binding; mannosyl-oligosaccharide 1,2-alpha-mannosidase activity. Lineage: Eukaryota; Metazoa; Chordata; Actinopteri; Salmoniformes; Salmonidae. The record is from RefSeq and is marked provisional. Gene Ontology annotation, cellular component: membrane.